AUGGUCGCCGCAAAUCCCCGCACUACUCUCCACCCAGCCAUGAUCCGUCAACCACCCGCUGCCUACAACGCCAAAGGUCAAGAUUUCGAAAUGAGGGAACCUUCCAAACACGCCAACAUGUCCAUGUCGCCCACUCCCACCGGCACACUUUCCCGCACCAGCAGUACCGAUUCCCAUGCAUCCGGUAGCGCACACGCUGCAGGAAGUGUUCCCGUACACCAGAGAGGUGGAGGAAGUGGGGGAUUAUGUUGUGGAAUCUGUGCUGGGUUGGCUUGCUUUGAAUGUUUGGAGUGUUGUUGUUAGAUAUUGGGUAGAGGGGGGAUGAGGAGAGGUAAACGGAGC
Botrytis fragariae is the source of this 342-nucleotide messenger RNA. RefSeq lists its product as uncharacterized. Bases 1 to 303 code for a protein of 100 amino acids. Lineage: Eukaryota; Fungi; Ascomycota; Leotiomycetes; Helotiales; Sclerotiniaceae. The transcript has 2 exons. The record is from RefSeq and is a predicted model, not a curated record.